Mangifera indica (mango) is the source of this 1536-nucleotide messenger RNA. RefSeq lists its product as uncharacterized. The coding region runs from base 146 to 1324 and encodes 392 amino acids. The record is from RefSeq and is a predicted model, not a curated record. The transcript is spliced from 12 exons. Lineage: Eukaryota; Viridiplantae; Streptophyta; Magnoliopsida; Sapindales; Anacardiaceae.
AGAAGUUACUGCUUCCCUGCAUCAGAUCUCAACACGCAACUCUCGCGCCAGUUUUUACACAAGAAGAAAACAUUUUACAGCUAAAACCCUAGUCUACAUUUAUCAUUAAACUCACGCAAAGAAUCGAAUCAACGGUCAAUCAAACAUGCUUGCUGAUCAAGAAGAAACUCCUUCCAGGCAAGAGUUAUUGAGUAUGGUGAAGAAGCAUUCGAAUUUGAUCGGCAAAACCAUAGUAGAUGAGCAAGAUUCCGAAGACAUUGAAAUGGAUUCUGGAUUUUGGCACGAUCUUUUUAAUUUGUACUUUAUUUGUAGUAAGGAAGCUAGAGGACGACAGGAUGAUGAUCUCUUAUUUUUCGUUCGGAAAAGGGGUUUGCACGGAUAUGGUUUCAAUGAUAAUGCGGAAGAGGUCCCUCCAUACUUUGUACGCAGGUGGGCAUCCAAGUUGGAUAACUUGCUUGGCAAGAACUCGAUUGAGGUUGAUUGGAGGCGCUCAUUUUAUUUGAACAUGAUAGCCCAUACUUCAUUCUCGGUAACAGUGGCAAUUUGCAGUCACAGGGUCCUUCAGAACUAUCAAGCUGGGCAAAAUGCACCGUUGUCUCCCAUAUACAAGGUUGUAAAAACUGUUUAUGCAUCUCCAAGUCGUGUAAAUUUUCAUUUGGACUCAAAGAAGGAAGUAGAGACUACACCUGCGUAUCCAGAUAUCUGUUUUGCAGUCGAUGAUUUUGACUCCACUUUCGAUGCAGUGGUCUUGUCAGACACGGACCACUGCUACUGUGUGCUUCUGAAUGCACAUGAUGGAGCAGCAUUUCCUACUGAAAAAGAGUCACACGAUAGCAGUUCUAGUAAUAAUGCACCUCUGAGAAUUGAUACUAACUCUGGAAAGAUGGGAAAUACAAAGCUUACCCUUUUCUCUGGAUUUGUCAGCUAUCAAAUGGUUCGAGAUGCAUAUGAUGCUGGAAAAUCUAGAUUUGGGAGCCUCCUUUCACUUGGUCAAUCCCCCAGCAAAACAGACAGACUGUACAUGAAAGGCCCUGGAGGACGUGGGGAAGUUGAAGUUGCUGUUUCUGGUGUAGCAGAUCAAAGCCAGCAGGAUUCAGGCCCCUUUUCACCAGUUAUAUCAAAGAGAGGAUUUGGAAUUGGCUCAAUUUUUCGUAAAGCAGCAUCUGUUGCAUCUGUGGCAGCAAAGCAUGCGUAUGCAGCUGCCUCUGCAACUUCCGAGGACGAGAUGAUACCCCUCAAAUGUUGCCUGAUGUCUAUAUCGUUGCCCUGGGAAAACAUUGCUUAUGAUCUUCUGUUCAAGGGAAAUCCUCCUGUGACGUUGUGAUUGACGUAAAUAGCCACCCCUGGAAAUCGUAAAAAUGGUGCACUCUCCUCCAGUAAGUGAGGGAUUAGUUUUUUAACCUAAAUUGUAUAUGGAAAUUCUCUAUCUAGUUUUGGUGUUUGGUCAAGCGUGUCUUUGCGCUGUUGUUGGUGGGUAUUUAUAUUGUAAUUACUGUAGUGAAAUGUAGCAGUGCCAAUUGUAAUUGCCGAUGCUCA